AUGCAAACACUCCCUGUUGGUAUCGGGUUCAUCACAUUCACACCAGUGGGAUUCGAAGACAAUGCUGUUGCAAUCCUGGAGAAGCACCGAGUUGCCGCGGUCUGGCUAGCAUUCCCCAAAUCUGGCGCAGACCACAAGAGUCUUAUAGAGGCAAUUCGCAAGGCACAGACGAAGAGUGAUUGGGAUGUUAAGAUCUUUGUUCAAGUGGGUACUGUACAUGCAGCCAGACAGGCCUUGGAGCAGGGUGCAGAUGUUCUCGUUGUUCAGGGUGUGGAUGCCGGAGGGCACCAGUGGGCUCAAGGAGCUAGUCUGAUCUCGCUUUUGCCCGAGGUGCGAAAUGCUGUGGCGGAGAGUGCAAGAGCAAAACAAACUGCGAUUCUGGCCGCUGGUGGUAUUGCAGACGGCCGAGGAUGUGUGGCUGCUCUCGGAUUAGGUGGGUGGCAUACCCCCAGAACCAUGACGGUGACGAACUGA
Messenger RNA from Penicillium canariense, 474 nucleotides. RefSeq names its product nitronate monooxygenase. The record is from RefSeq and is a predicted model, not a curated record. Gene Ontology annotation, molecular function: nitronate monooxygenase activity. The transcript has a single exon. Bases 1 to 474 code for a protein of 157 amino acids. Lineage: Eukaryota; Fungi; Ascomycota; Eurotiomycetes; Eurotiales; Aspergillaceae.